AACAUAGGAGGUGCCUAACAUAGGAGGUGCCUAACUUAGAGGUGCCUAACUUAAGGAGGUGCCUAACUUUUACUCCUAUAAAUACAUUAGUAUGUUGUAAUAAUAUGUAUUGAAAUAAAUAUAGUUCUACAUGUUUCUCAAGAUGGUAUCAGAGCUCCCGAUCUUGGGAGCUCUGUUUCCGCUGCACUGAUAAGCUACCAGCCACCAGCAACAGCAGCUAUCCAGCCACUUCAACUGUAGCAGAAACUAUUGGAAUCACUGAUAGGAUAGAAAGGGACGCCUAUCUGCAGCAAACACAACAUUGCAAAUCGCUCCGGAGAAGACGUUGCCACGUGCCGCCACGCGCCGCCACGCACAACCAGCCUUGCCGGCGCGUGUAGCCCACGCGCCUAGUUCCGGCGAGACCCACUCGACGCCGACGUCACAGAAGGAGUCGCCGGAGCCUCCUCAUUCCGUUACAAGGGCCGGUGACAACCCAUUUUGGCUCAGAUCGGAGUAAAUCUGAGUUUUGAAGUACUGCUCCAUAUUAUUCUGUGUAGCCCACACUGUUUUCCACUGCCCAGGCUGUUUUUCCGCUGUCCGACGCCUUGUGCCGCUGUCCGACGCCUUGUGCCGCUGUUCGACGCCUUGUGCCGCUGUCCGACGCCUUGUGCCGCUGUCCGGCACCGUUUGUCGCUGUCCAGGCCGCGUUUGUCGCUGUCCAGACACCGUUUGUUGCUGUCCAGGCGCCGUUUGUCGCUGUCGACACUGUUUGGCGCUGUCCAGGCGCCGUUUGCCGCUGUCUGGCACCGUUUGCCGCUGUCUGGCGCCAUUUGCCGCUGUCCGGCACCGUUUUCCACUGUUUCGUCAGCAGAUAGGGUCCCCAGAUUGCAUUCCCAAGGAUGUCUGAGGUAAAAUUUAUUCCUUUGGGUCCUAAUGAUCUUCCAAAUAUGAUAGGUGCCUAUCGGUUGGAUGGGCGGAAUUUCUUACAAUGGAGCCAGUACAUUCGAAGGAUUCUCAAGGGUCGUUCAAGACUAGACCACAUAGAUGGUGGAGGACCAGAACCAGAUGACUCAAACUUCCUAAUGUGGGACAAUGAAGAUUCACUAAUUAUGACUUGGAUGUGGCAUUCCAUGGUUCCUAAGAUAAGUCGAAAUUACAUGUUUCAUUCUUCUGCCAAGGAGAUAUGGGAUGAUUUACAAAAUACUUUUUCAUUAAAAAAGGAUUUUGCUGCAUGUUAUGACAUUGAGAGCAGGAUAUUUAAUACAAAACAGGGCUCACAUUCUGUAUCAGAAUAUCAUGGAAUUUUGAAUGGUCUUUGGAUUGAAUUAGAUCAAUACCAAACAAUAAAGAUGUGUAAGACAGAUGCUGCCGCACAUGCUGAAGUCAUGGAAAGAGGAAGAAUCUUUAAAUUUCUCCAUGGCCUAAAUCAAGAGUAUGACCCAAUUAGGGUACAGAUCUUAGGAAGAGAAAAAUUAUCUUCCUUAUCAGAAGUAUUUUUUAUGGCAAGAGGAGAAGAAACUCGAAGAGCUCUCAUGCUUGAUGGGGGGAUCUCCAACACAGGCUCUGCCAUGACAACCGGAAAGGGAUUCCACAAAGGAACGAGCACUGGAGGAAAGUCAUUUGAAAGAGGAAAUCGUGGAGAUUAUUAUACUGGAGGAAAGUCAUUUGAAACAGGAAAUCGUGGAGAUUAUUGUUCAUUUUGUAGAAGAUCUGGACAUACCAAAGAAACAUGCUUCAGACUCCAUGGGAAAAGUAAUGUUCUAGAGCGUAUGAGGAAUAACAAAGGGCCUACUCAAAAAUGGGUAAAUCACACUACCUCAGAACAGGAAGCCACCAAUCAAUCUAAUGUUUCUCCACCACCAGAUCUUGACAUGAAAGCUUAUAAGGAAGAACUCGACCGCUUGAAAGCAAUGGUUGAAUCAAUGAGUAAGCCCUCUGGAUCAUGUACUCUGUCCAUGAAAGGAUCUUGCCACGGGGAAGACGAUUUUAACUGCUAAGGAGCAAAGUGGGUUGUAUCUAUUAGAGACUAAUGACCAAAGCACAACAAAUAUUUUGAGUCUACAAGCUACAUCUGAGACGUGGGCAAACUCUCAAAUAUGGCUUCAUCAUAAAAGGCUUGGACAUCCUUCAUUUAACAUUAUCAAGUCUUUAUUUCCCCAUUUGUUUACCAAUGAGUCUGUUGAGUCUUUUAAUUGUGAUAUUUGUCAAUUAUCAAAACAUCAUCGUACAUCUUAUCCUAUUAGUAAUAAAAAGAGUACUUCUCCUUUUGAUUUAA
Messenger RNA from Vigna angularis (adzuki bean), 2257 nucleotides. RefSeq lists its product as uncharacterized. The coding region runs from base 882 to 1979 and encodes 365 amino acids. The record is from RefSeq and is a predicted model, not a curated record. NCBI's taxonomy places the organism in Eukaryota, Viridiplantae, Streptophyta, Magnoliopsida, Fabales, Fabaceae. The transcript has 2 exons.